AUGUCAUCACAUCACAACACCCAGAUAUGGUCUUUGAUUCAAACGCUCCCCGAGGAUCUCCAUGUCUUUCUUGACGAAGAUUAUGAAUUACAAUAUAAAAAGAUCUUGAAGGCCCAAUUUUAUCGAAUUUUAGUUCACUUCAACCCGAAGACAAAGUCUCGUAUAUCUCACCUCAAAGCUGAUCUUAAUGCUGCCUUCAAGAAAGAAUUACGCCCACAACUUUCAGACUUCUUGAUUCCUCGCCCUCCUCCUGCCAUGGAAACGGAUCAAGAUGACAAAAACCUUGACUUCAAUCCUCUGGGCCGAAAAACCACCCGAAAGAUGCUGUUGGACGCCAUCAAACGCAAAGCUCCCAACGCUCCCGUACCUACAAACGCUAGGCGCAAUGGAUUGCUUUUACUAUACAAAGAGCAUGUUGAUAAGGACCUGGUGAUCCCCGGUCAAACUGAAACCAUCCGAAAACCUGGAGUUUUGAAAGCGAAUGCGGUCAGUGGCGAGGACUCAGAAGAGCUUCGACUUGCCUUACAAUGCUACGCGCCUCAAGUAUUUGUGCAUUCAAUCCCCAUGACUCAUCAGGUUCUUGUGGAUUGUUAUCUACAAUUCAUCCUGGCAGCAAAAUUGGAGCCUGGAGCCUUGAUUGCCGGGUUUCAUUACUCGAUCAUAUCCUAG
Melampsora larici-populina 98AG31 is the source of this 669-nucleotide messenger RNA. RefSeq lists its product as uncharacterized. The transcript has a single exon. Bases 1 to 669 code for a protein of 222 amino acids. The record is from RefSeq and is a predicted model, not a curated record. Lineage: Eukaryota; Fungi; Basidiomycota; Pucciniomycetes; Pucciniales; Melampsoraceae.